Messenger RNA from Nerophis ophidion (straightnose pipefish), 8289 nucleotides. RefSeq names its product SWI/SNF-related matrix-associated actin-dependent regulator of chromatin subfamily E member 1-like. The transcript has 14 exons. Bases 559 to 1833 code for a protein of 424 amino acids. The record is from RefSeq and is a predicted model, not a curated record. NCBI's taxonomy places the organism in Eukaryota, Metazoa, Chordata, Actinopteri, Syngnathiformes, Syngnathidae. Gene Ontology annotation, biological process: negative regulation of DNA-templated transcription. Gene Ontology annotation, molecular function: nucleosomal DNA binding; nuclear receptor binding. Gene Ontology annotation, cellular component: SWI/SNF complex.
CAAGAACAGGUAAAGGCAUGCGGAAGGAUCAACAGGCUUUGACAAGAGCGACCGGGUGGAGGCACGCAGGCUGGGGAGGAAUCCCCAGGACUACACAGCAGACCCCGCAGGCUACCAGAGCGAACCCCAAGAAGCCCACAACACGCAGGGGCAGAAAAAACUCUGCCUACGAAGUUCGUGACGAUGCCGGAGGUCGUCUUUCCAGGAUGCGGAAGAACAUCAGGAAACAGCUUGACGAGUUCCUGUUUCCCUGAUAGUGGGCGGAGUUGUGAAAUGCGCACAGCUGCUUCCCACUUACCCGGAUGAUAUUUAAGCAGCAACCUGGGAGCUGGAUGGCACUUGGUGAUUCCACUCCUUGGCUCUCCACUCUUGAUGACUUCCAUGUUUCGUGCUGCUUGUUAUCCUGGCCGCUCCCUGUGCCAUCCAGCUUGGUGUCUACGUCAGCAGUUGCACGUCUUGCAACUCCAACCCAACACCGAUAAGAUUGAAGUGAAACAUUUACCUGUGCCAAGAUGUCAACACCGAUGAGAUUGAAGUGAAACAUUUAUCUGUGCCAAGAUGUCAAAGAGGCCGUCCUAUGCUCCUCCCCCUCCCCCUGCCCCUACAACACAAAUGCCCAACAAUUCAGGGUUUGUGGGGUACAAUCCCUACAGCCAUCUGGCCUACAACAACUACAGACUCGGAGGGAGCCAAAGCAGCAACAGUCGGGUAACGAAUUCCUCCGGAAUAAAUAUUCCAAAACCACCCAAGCCACCCGAUAAGCCAUUGAUGCCAUACAUGAGAUACAGUCGAAAGGUUUGGGAUCAAGUAAAAGCCUCCAAUCCUGAUCUGAAGCUAUGGGAAAUUGGGAAGAUAAUCGGUGGCAUGUGGAGGGACCUCACUGAUGAGGAGAAACAGGAUUAUUUGAAUGACUACGAAGCAGAGAAGAUCGAAUAUAACGAAAGCAUGAAGGCUUAUCACAACUCGCCAGCAUACCUGGCUUACAUCAAUGCAAAAAGCCGUGCUGAGGCGGCACUGGAAGAGGAGAGUCGCCAGAGGCAGUCCAGACUUGACAAAGGGGAGCCUUACAUGAGUAUUCAGCCAGCUGAGGAUCCAGAUGAUUAUGAUGAUGGAUUUUCAGUAAAGCACUCGGCAGCUGCCCGUUUCCAGCGCAACCACCGUCUGAUAAGUGAGAUUCUCAGUGAGAGCGUAGUCCCUGAUGUGCGGUCUGUUGUUACCACUGCUCGUAUGCAGGUCCUCAAACGCCAGGUUCAGUCUUUAAUGGUUCACCAGAGAAAGUUGGAAGCUGAGUUACUUCAGAUUGAAGACCGCCACCAGGAUAAGAAAAGAAAAUUCAUUGAAGCCACAGACUCGUUCACAAAUGAGCUCAAAAGACUAUGCUGUAUGAAAGUGGAAGUAGACAUGGAGAAGAUAUCUGCAGAUAUGUCUGCAGCAGAAGAGGCAGCCCGCAAACGGAUGGCUGAACGAGAGAAAGAUACAGGAGGAGUUAAAGAGGCACCCAGCUGUGUCUUAACAGAAGAAGAAAAACAUGCCUGUACAACUCAUGGCAAAUCCCAACAGAAUACACUGAGUGAAAGUACUACCAAGGAAGGCGAGGAUACCGAGGCUGCCAUCAAAGAUCCACGAGGUAAGCAGAAGGCGUCAGAGAAACUUGAGGCUCCGCCUGGCAGUGAAGAAGGAACAUCCGAGGACAAGGAGAGUGUCCUGGAGGGAGCCAUAGAGGAGGGAACCAGUGACAGCAACACAGGCUCUGAGACCACGUCUGCUCAGACAGAAGAUGCUCUGACAAGUGAACCAUCAGAAAGUAGCAGCAGGGCAAGAGCGUCCCACUAAGUCAGUCAGCCGCUGUUUGUUAUAUCAGAACUAAUUCGUCGUUCACCGUCAAUCAUCUCUUUUUGACAGAACAAGCCUGAAGAUGAAAUGGCAUAAAUAUUGAAAUGUUUGACUCUCAUCUCAAAAGUGUCUACAGUGGCACUUGUAUAUCCCAUCGCUAAAAGUGCCCGCUGAAGUCGACCAUGACAUACAUAAUCACCCGCUUUUAAAGACAGCAUUUCAGACUCAAAGAGAUCAUUUGUACGAUACAUAGGUCAGUUAGUGUUAGUGUUUUUACAAAAGCUGACUUUUUGGUUACGUCAGUGAAAACAAAAGAAGUGGGCGAGGCAAUGGGAAAAAAAAACAUCCUUCAGACUCUCUUCCAUCCUCCUUCCUGCAGCCCACAAAAUGCACUAGUUAAAAUUUGCACAAAUGAGGGAAAAACAUUUUAAAAAUGUUAUAUCACCCGUUGUUGUUAUGGUUUUGGACAAAAACAUGUAUAAGCCAGGGCGGUUGGCUGUAUUAUUGUGACAACCGCUUAUGUCGACGUAAGCCUUUGCUGUUGCAAUUUAUGCCGGGUGAUGAAUGGAAACAAAUGCAGCGUUUUAUGUUAGUGUUAUUGUAUGCUAAUUGUUUUUGCAUGUUGGACAAAAUGUUGAAUAAUUUGUCGUGGUUGUCAGGAAGUGCUUGAGAUAUUUUGUUUACUACCAGUAUUCGCAUCAGUGAUUUUCUUUUUGUCUCAGGAGUUUUUAGUACAAUACUGCUAUUUAUUAUCAAUGUUUUAUUGUUCUUUUGUAUUAGUUAUUCCUGCCAAGUUUAUCUUUUGUAUUAGUUAUUGCGGCCAAGCUUAGGUAUUAGAUGUGUAACAUGACCAUUGUUGCUGUACAAAGCUCAACAACAACCAGUGUUUUGAAAUGUUGCUUGCUGUCUAUCAAAUCCAGAGCAGUAUGUGUUGUGUUUAUAUAUGAUACAGUGAUUGUGCUGACACUGCAAUGCUGGAAUAAGAAUAUUUGAGAUCACAUACAGCAGCUGGAAGAACACUCCAGAACAUGAAUAUUCUAUUGCAUAUUUUUUAUUAAUAAACUUUUGUAUCUCGUAGAAGUUGUCGAUUUUAAGGUGAUCACCAUACUUGCCAACCUUGAGACCUCCGAAUUCGGGAGAUUGGGGUGGGGGGAUUAAGGUGGGCGGGGUCGGAGUUGGUGGUAGCAGGGGUGUAUAUUGUAGCGUCCCGGAAGAAUUAGUGCUGAAAGGGGAUCUGGUUAUUUGUUCUGUUGUGUUACAGUACGGAUCUUCUCCCGAAAUGUGUUUGUCAUUCUUGUUUGGUGUGGGUUCACAGUGUGGCACAUAUUUGUAACGGCGUUAAAGUUGUCUAUACGGCCACGCUCAGUGUGAUCUGUAUGGCUGUUGAUCAAGUAUGCGUGUCAUUCACUCAUGUGUGUGUAAAAGCCGCCUAUAUUAUGUGACUGGGUCGGCACACUGUUUGGUGAAAAAGCGUACGUGAUGAAAGAUUGUAGAGGACGUUAAAGGCAGUGCCUUUAAGGCAUGCCCCCAAUAUUGUUUUCCAGGUGGAAAUCGGUAGAAAUUCGGGAGAAUGGUAGCCCCGGGAGAUUUUCGGGAGGGUCACUGAAAUUCGGGAGUCUCCCGGGAAAAUCGAUAGGGUUGGCAAGUAUGGUGAUCACACCUUACAGGACAGAUCCACACUAAACCCAGAACAGAUUUGCCACAACACUACAUACUUUCAAUCAAUGGGAAUGUUUUACCGACAAACACAUGGUUGUGCCAUGGGAUCACCUGUAUCCCCAAUAGUAUCAAACCUUUGCAUGGAGGACAUGGAAAAGAGAUCUCUGAGUUCUCUUAAUGGAACAGCACUAAGACAUUGGUUCAGAUAUGUGGAUAACAUGCGUAAAAAUCAGAAACCAAGAAGUGCUAGCCUUCACCAAGCACCUUAACUCAGUGGACAAAAAAAAUCCAGUUGACACGUGAGGAUGUCAAAGACAGUAACUUGCCUGUUUUGGACUGUGAUGUUUACAUUGGGGCAAACAGGGGCCUCCAUGUCGGGGUUUACCAAAAACCCACACAUAACGAUCAAUGCCUACUUUUUAACUCACACCAUCCACUGGAACACCUACUGGGCGUUAUCAGAACCCUACAACACAGAGCUUAUAAUGUUCCUUCCAGCCCAAAGAGAAAGAGCAUAGUCAUUUGAGGGUUGAUUGGUUACCCCAAUUGGUCGGUUGUGGAAAAGUGCAUCCAAUUCCAGGAACAACAAAAACAGAGUUGAACAGGAGGAAAAAGGUGACAGACGCUAAAAUAUUGUCAUUCCAUAUGUAUCAGGUCUAUCUGAGAAACUCGGAAGAAUUUUUAACCAACACAACAUCCUAGUACAUUUCAAACAGAACAAUUUCCCUUGUGGAUCAAUAAAGUUUGUCCAAGUGUAAACCAGGCAACACCCAACUGGUGCAUCCUAAAGACCGGACAUCCCACACCCACAAAAACAAUCUGGUGGAGGCUAUCCAGUUUAAUGAUGAAUGCACCGAUUUAUAUUAUUGAGGAAACAAAACAACCACUAAGCAGAUGCAUGGUACAGCAUAGACGGGCAGACUCUUCAGGCCAAGACUCAGCUGUCUACCUGCACCUCAGAGGGAAACCACUCAUUUGAGAACAAAAAUGUACAGAUUCCUGACAGGGAGGAUGGAUGGUACGAAAGAGGAGUGAGGGAAGCCAUCGAUGUCAAGGUUGAAAAACCAUCCCUGAACAGAGGACGAGGUCUGCCACACCACCUGUCUCCCACAUACAAUACUGUCCUUUCAACCAUUCCUAAAAGACUCUGCAAUUUAACCUCCAACAAAUACACUAUAUUGCCAAAAGCAUUUGGCCGCCCACCCAAAUGAUCAGAAUCAGGUAUCCUAAUCACUUUGCCUGGCCACAGGUGUAUAAAAUCAAGCACUGAAGCACGGAGACUGUUUCUACAAACAUUUGUGAAAGAAUGGGCCGUUCUCAGGAGCUCAGAGAUUUCCAGCGUGGAACUGUUACAGGAUGCUUUCUGUGCAACAAAUCCAGUCAUGAAAUUUCCUCGCUCCUAAAUAUUCCAAAAUCAACUGUCGGCUUUAUUAUAAGAAAAUGGAAGAGUUUGGGAACAACAGCAACUCAGCCACAAAGUGGUAGGCUGAAGCUCAUAGUGCAAAGACUUUCUGCGCAGUCAGUUGCUACAGAGCUCCAAACUUCAUGUGACCUUCUAAUUAGCCCACGUACAGUACGCAGAGAGCUUUAUGGAAUGUGUUUCCAUGGCCGAGCAAACUGCAUCUAAGCCAUACAUCACCAAGUCCAAUGGGAAGCGUCGGAUGCAGUGGUCUUGAGCUUGUUGCCACUGGACUCUAGAACCGUGGAGAUGCGUUCUCUGGAGUGAUGAAUUGCGCUUUCCCAUCCAUCUGGCAAUCUGAUGGAUGAGUCUGGGUUUGGAGGUUGUCGAGAGAACGGUACAUUUAGGACUGCAGUGUGCAGAGAGUGAAAUUUGGUGGAGGAGGAAUUAUGGUAUGGGGUUGUUUUUCAGAAGUUGGGGUUGGCCCCUUAGUUCCAGUGAAAGGAACUUUGAAUGAACGGAGACUGAGAGCCAGGUCUUCUCAACCAACAUCAGUGUGUGACCUCACCAAUGUGCUUUUGGAAGAAUGGUGGAAAAUUCCUAUAAACACACUCCGCAACCUUGUGGACAGCGUUCCCAGAAGAGUUGAAGCUGUAAUGGCUACAAAAGGUGGACCGACAUCAUAUUGAAAACAGUUGUUUUUCUCAUAAAGUUGGGGUGAAGCCAUCCUUGCCCAGGCACACCCUCCUGGUUUUUUCAGAGUAUAAAUAUUUGGGGUUUUGGCACCAGCCGCUAGAUUAGAUCUGACCUAUCUAAGUCUAUGAGCAUGAACUGGUGAAGUUUACUUGGAUGAGAGGCAAAACGUCUGCUAAGACAAACCAAACCGUCAAGUUGCGAUUGUAAAAUAAAUUACUUUAUAAGCUAUUUUGUACUUUUGCAGCCCCAGACUAUUUUUAUUUCAUGGAAUAGCAGGCUAAGUUGCUCUUUUUAUAGAAAAGAUUGCCGAUGAGAUAGUUUAGUAAGUCUGAAUAGUUGGCCACCCAAAGACUAUAAAAAUGGUACUCAUUAACUCCCUGCUUGGCACUCAGCAUUAACGGUUGGAAUUAGGGGUUAAGUCACCAAAAUGAUUCCGGGGCGCGACCACCGCUGCAGCUCACUGCUCCCCUCACCUCCCAGGGGGGAGGGUGAUGGGUCAAAUGCAGAGGGUUAUCUCACCACACCUAGUGUGUGUGUGUGACAAUAAUUGGUGCUUUAACUUUGACCUUAACUUUAAUCAAAGGCUUGCAAAAAAGUAUUCUACUGCAUGAUAGGUUGAUAAUAAAAAAUAAUAAAUAAAAAAAUUAACUUUAACUAUUAGGUAUACUGUAAAAUUAACAAACGUUGCACGGAGUGAUGAAUGAAGAAUCCAUAUGAGUAUAACCGCUAUUGACAAUUAGGAGACAGAACGGCACUUCUACUUACGGUUUACCUGCGAUGAGCAAACACGUCCAAAAUAUGGUGCCAAAGCACAAACAAUAACCCAUCAUAUAAGUGUACUUGCACGUGUUUAAUGAAAACUAUUCACUUACCUGUAAUGGCUGUCAGUGAAGAAAAAUCCCUAAAUCAGCUGCUCAGUUUUAUAAACCGCAGUGUUCAAAGUGUAGAAAAAAGUAGCGUCUUACUGUCCGAAAUUUACUUAGUUUUAUUUUGUGAUUUUUGCCUUUAGUUUGUUAAUCUUAAAUCCAAUAAAUUAGCAAUAUAAAAUGUUCUAUCAACAAAUAUUAUUCUCUGAGAAAUUUAACAUAUUGAUACAACUAUAUAAGACUUCAACAAAUACUAUUGCAAUUGUAAAUGGUAAAUGGGUUAUUCUUGUAUAGCGCUUUUCUACCUUCAAGGUACUCAAAGCGCUUUGACACUAUUUCCACAUUCACCCAUACACACACACAUUCACACACUGAUGGCGGGAGCUGCCAUGAAAGGCGCUAACCACGAACUAUCAGGAGCAAGGGUGAAGUGUCUUGCUCAAGGACACAACAGACGUGACGAGGUUGGUAGAAGGUGGGGAUUGAACCAGGAACCCCUUGGGUUGCUGGCACACCCACUCUCCCAACUGCGCUACGCAGUCAAUAUCGCAAAAUACUGAAAAGCAAAAACAUCUACUGUUAUUCACAGCAUGACAAUACAAGUGCAAAUCAAAAACACUAAGCGGAUAUUAAAUAUUAACGUAUUUGCAAACAUUACACAGAUGCCCCGAGGACAGUAACCCUAUAAAGUGUUGCCAGCAAUUUAUUUGCCCUCCUCCAACUUUGAGCAUGUAAACUUCUCCCGAAGUAACACAAACAAUUUGUUUGUCGUCCGCCAUUGAUUUGCCUAAUAGGAUUGGUUCUUACCAUUUUUAUUUUUAUUUUUUUUUUUUCCAAGACGGCGCUGCUGUAGUGGCUGCUGUAGGCAGGAGCUCUGUGCUCUUGUGUCAUCCUUUUGUGUUUCCCUCUUGUUUUCAUGUGGUAUUAUAUUUUUUUGCAUUUUGGUCCGGGACCCUUUGGGACUGUGUGACAAGGGGUGGCACUUUCGUGACCUCUGUGGUGCUUUUUUUGUGGACCUCUGGAUCUGCCUCCCGGGAGCCUUUUGGCCAUGGAGACCAGAUGCAGGGUCUCUGCUACACCAGUGUCUGUUUGGAUGUACUGGAGGAGAUGCGGAUGAGGGGACAGGACUGUGGAGCUAGCACUGAGCUACUGGGACGGAGAGGCUUCGCGGUGUCUUGACUGGGUGGGCAGGUGUCGGACACCUCAGUCACCUUGGACGUAUCCUCGCUCAUCCAUGCGGACUGGACACUGGCCGAGAGUGGAGUCGGCUGUCUUGGUUGCCUUGUUGGGUUUGCUUCUGUCUCUGGCCAUGCUCCCUCCACCCCAGCAGACGAUGGCGUGGAACACCGCAGAGGCCACCACAGUGGAUAUGUUUAUUUUACUUUUUAUUCAUAGCUGUAUGUAGAAGUGUCUGGUUGUAUCUGCUGCUUUAAUAUCUUUAAUGUCCUCUGUGUUCUUUGAUUUUUGAUGUUUCCCUCUUACACACAUGGAAGAGGGAUGUGUACUAUGGCUAUGAGUUGUUGUUGUUUUUUUUUUGUUUGUUUGUUUUUUUUUCCCCUUGGACUCAGUCUGCACCCCCACUCCAGGGCCUAGGUUAAGACCGAUUUUUUAAUUUUAUUUUAAUCUUCAAUUUUUUUCUUCCCCCACCCCCCCUUGUUUACCUGUAUGUCAUCUUUUUUGUAAGGGGCGCUGGAAGGCGGCAGACCCGUCAGCGAUCCUGUUCUGUCUACCUGUAAUGUUUGUAAUGUUUGUCUGAUCUUGAAUGGGAUUGUGCUGAAAAUUGUAAUUUUCCUGAAGGAACUCUCCUGACGGAAUAAAUAAAGUACUAUCUAUCUA